AUGGCAACAACACGUGAACGUUAUCUUCAGUGGAAAAAUCGUUUAUUAUUACCACAAUUACCAAUCGAGAUAUGGUCUCAUGUUUUUUCAUAUCUUGAAAUCUCUGAUUUAUUAUCACUACGUCUUGUUUCACGAUUAUUCUAUUCCUGUGCUAAUCGACAUACGCCGUUUUGGUUAUCGGUGAUAUUUGAUAUUGAUCAAUGUCCUAAUUAUUUAAUUCAGACAAAUCUAUUAAAUAAUGUUCGUUCAUCGAAUGUGAAUUUAUUUACGAAAUCGAAUCUUUACUCUCAUUGCAAUAUUUAUUUAAAAAGCCAACCAUUAAUAAGUUCAAGGAAUAAACGACGUAAACGACGUUUACUAUUGUCUCAACAAAAUGAUGAUGAAUCAAAAAAACAAUUACAUUUACGUUGUUCAUCAGUUCAUUUUGAGUCGCUUCGAUCAUUUGAUCAAUUACAACUUGAGUGUCUAUUAACAAAGCGUGUACGCCAUUUAGAAGUAUCAUACGAAUGUCUGCCAACGGAACCAUCGCUUAAUUUUCUAUUAAAAAUCGAACGAUUAAGAUAUUUAAAACUUAUAUUUAUGCAUAAUAUUAAUGAACUUGAUUCAUUUUCUACAAUGAUAAUUAAUACAAUGCAUGAUAUUAUUAUUUUACUAUUCAAAUUAAAAAGGUAUACAAUAAAACAAUGUUUAUUUUUAGAGCCAUGA
Rotaria socialis is the source of this 705-nucleotide messenger RNA. The record is from the annotation of a GenBank genome assembly. Lineage: Eukaryota; Metazoa; Rotifera; Eurotatoria; Philodinida; Philodinidae.